UAGUAAAAGAAUUUUUUCAGCAGGUUGAAAGAUGUCGCAGUUAUCAGAGGAUCAGCUUGCAGAAGUUCAGGAAACCUUUAACUUAUUUGACCAACGUGGGGAUGGAAAGAUUGCUGCUGCUCAGUUAGGUGAUGUUCUACGGGCCUUGGGCCAAAAUCCAACAGAGAUUGAAGUGAAGAAAUGUGGCUAUGCAAACAACCCAGAUGCGAGAAUCUCGUUUGAAGUCUUCAUACCAAUAUUACAAACCAUCAGUAAAAACAGAGAUCACGCCACAUUUGAUGACUUUGUAGAAGGUCUUAAAAUGUUUGACAAAGAUCAGAAUGGCUUCAUUUCAUCAGCAGAACUGCGACAUAUCCUAACAUCUCUUGGAGACAAACUAUCAGAUGAAGAUGUAGAUCAAUUAUUUCAAGGCAUGGAGGAUGCUCAGGGAAACGUCAAUUAUGAAGAGUUCAUCAAAAUGGUCAUGAAUGGUUGAAGAACAAAGUAAUACACCUAGUUUAUAGCUACACAAUAUAAUCGCCAGUAAAUAUCAUACAUUCUUGCUUCUGUGAUGAAAAAGUGACAAUAGAAUAACAUAGCGCUGGUAGCUUUAGUUUUUCAAGUGCUA
Saccostrea echinata is the source of this 607-nucleotide messenger RNA. RefSeq names its product myosin-2 essential light chain-like. Gene Ontology annotation, molecular function: calcium ion binding. Lineage: Eukaryota; Metazoa; Mollusca; Bivalvia; Ostreida; Ostreidae. The transcript is spliced from 7 exons. The record is from RefSeq and is a predicted model, not a curated record. Bases 32 to 475 code for a protein of 147 amino acids. Gene Ontology annotation, cellular component: myosin II complex.